Messenger RNA from Durusdinium trenchii, 453 nucleotides. NCBI's taxonomy places the organism in Eukaryota, Dinophyceae, Suessiales, Symbiodiniaceae. The record is from the annotation of a GenBank genome assembly.
AUGGUAUCUACAACCAGUGAUUCGAAGGUUCAACCGGGGGUUGCAGGCUUCACUCGCUUCUUUGGCACUCGCUUCUAUGGUGUAGAUUCCAUUCAGGUGGAUGGUCUUGGCGCGCUUAUGGCGUUGGAUGCAGCACCGCUACGUCUGCACUGUGAAGUUCUAUUUGAACAUUGUCAUCAAGAACAAACAGGAGGUGGUGGUUACCAAGGCGGUGGAGCGAAACCGUUUCACUGGAAAGCUCCUAGGGAAGAUCGCCAACAAGCUGGUCUCGGAGGACAUGUUUUCAGAGAAAGUUGCCGCCAAUGUGGAGCAGAACAUCCCCCAGCGGCUGCUGAACGAAGGCGGUAUCACGGCCACGGCGAAGACGCAGUUCCACCGGGGAAACUUCUUCGUGGUCUUGGUCUCAGUGGAGAAGAUCGACCUGCGGAAGAUGCUCAUCUCGCGCUUGGAUGA